ACAUCGCCUGCGUCAGUACGGACGUUGUGCUGUACAACGCCACUCAACCCACCGUCAGAGCAUGCACAACUAGUGAAGAGUCAUGGAAUCAUUCAAAGCACUCCAGGACGACAUUUCCCAGGCUUUAGUCUCGACAACGCGGUCGGCUACUCGCAUUGCAGGCACAGACAUCGCUUUCCAGCGAUCACUCGAUCCAGAUGUUGCUGCAGCCCUCGAUGCGCAGAAUGAGCGCCUUCUCCAGCUUGCGCAACGCCUUCUUGAAAGCGCUGCCGCAAGCUCGGACGCCGUAGGUCCCAAGCUACCCGACGUCGAAUCCAUAGACGGCAACUGGAGGGCGGUCGUUGAUGUCAUCGACAGCUUGCUUGAGAAGGCGGACAUAAGUCUCGACGAAUACACGGGAGUUGUGAAGCGAUUGAGCCCCAGCGCGGAUCCGGCUGCCACAAAGCCACGACCCAACAUCGCCGAAAAGAAGCACCUCUCAAAGCCACAGCUCACGUUUGACCAUGUGCCAACGAAUGACGAAACUGGUCCCUUUCGCCCAUUGCUAGUCACAAAGCCCCAUGCAAAGAUACCACUUGAGGAAUGUUUGAAGACCUUCAAAGACAGCAAAGGCCGAGAACAGUACCCGCACCCAUACCAGACCGAAAUCGAAACCUACGAAUAUCCGCAAACUGUUUACCAACAUGCGGAACCAAAGCAAUACCAGCCAUUCGGGGAAACCACCGCUACAUUUGUUGACACGCCCGAGGCGGUCGACGACAUGUUGACUGAACUGAGAGAGGCGAAAGAAAUUGCUAUCGACCUGGAACAUCACGACAACCGCUCUUACAUUGGCAUGGUCUCUUUGAUGCAGAUCAGUACGCGCGACAAGGACUGGAUAGUGGAUACACUGAUGCCUUGGAGGCGGAAGCUGGAAUGUCUAAACGAAGUCUUCGCAGAUCCUAGCAUUCUGAAGGUUUUGCACGGAUCGUUCAUGGACGUCAUUUGGCUUCAACGCGAUCUUGGACUCUACCUGGUUGGUCUGUUCGACACAUACCAUGCUGCUCGAUCUCUAGGUUACCCGGGCGCAAGCCUAGCAUACCUGCUUGAGAGACAUGUCAGCUUCAAAGCGCAGAAGCAGUACCAGAUGGCGGACUGGCGAACACGACCACUCAGCCAGGAGCUCUUCGAUUACGCUCGCGCAGAUACCCACUUCUUACUGUAUAUCUACGACAAAAUGCGGAACGAGCUAGUUGAGAAGUCGGACUUCUCCGACGCUGAGAGGAACAAGGUGCAUGAUGUACAAGAAAAAUCGAAGGAGUACGCCCUGCAGCGGUACGAGCACCCAAUAUACGAUCGCGAGCUGGGUCUCGGACCUGUUGGCUGGCACAAGGUCGUCUCAAAAUCGCCUGUCACAUUCACGUCACAGCAGUUUGCUGUAUUUAGGGCAGUGCACGAGUGGCGCGACAGCUUAAGCCGGAAAAACGACGAGAGCACCUUCUUCAUCAUGCCAAACCACGCGUUGUUCAGUAUAGCUCGAAUGAUGCCCCUAGACAAGCCGGCACUCUUUACCGCCAUCCAGCACGUCUCGCACAUCGUUCGGGCUCACGCGGAUGAACUUAUAGGAGUUAUUACACGGGCGAAAGAGGAGGGCCUUGAGGGACCUGAGCUGAACGAUGUUCUUACCAAGAUCGCCGACAUGAAAGAAGCAGAGAAAGUAGCGAAGUACGCAUCUGAUCCUCCAAAAGCGACUGCACCCGUACCUGCUGCUAUACCUGCUGCACCGGCACCAUUACUCAGCGACGUUGCUGUACCAGCAACUAGAAUGUCGUCAUCAGAUUUCUGGGGCACAUUGUCGACUACACCAUCGACGUCUGAUCGCCAACGAAUUCUCGACAUCGCACUCGCCCUUCCAUUACCACCACUCACCGCGGAAAUAUUUGCCGAGGCCAACGCCAAGUCCGAGGCGAACACACCAAAAGAGAAGCCACAGUAUCUUACCAAGGAUGAAAGACCACAAGAGGACCAGAGAACCGACAUGUUCGUUGUGAAGCAGCUCGGCGGUAAGAAGAGGAAGCGGGCAGAAGCCUCAGGGCCCGAAGAUCAGGCCAAGCCCGCACUGGAUCCCAUGGUCAACAAUGAGAUUAUGCUCGAUGGCGAAAUCGAGGAAGACGACGAAGCAGCAGCGCGAUCAGCCCGCAAAGCAGCCCGCAAAGCCGAUAAAAAACAGAAGAAGCUGGAGGCGCAAGCUGCGGUGCUUGAAGCUACUGGUGAAGCUGCUUUUGACUACGCCAGCGCGCCCACGGUCCUGCAUGCCGCGGACGAGCAGGCAAAGAAGGACGCAAGGGACAGGAAGAAGGACAAGAAGGAGAAGAAAAAGAAGGGCUUCCAGGGCUUCGCAGGUCUUGCAGAUGCGCCGAAGGGGUUGCCGAGGGCACAGAAAGAAGUUGCUGGAAGGACUAAGACGUUCACGAAAUAGGGCGUGGACGAUUGGCAUUAGCUGGGCGUUCAUCGGCGCAUCAUCAGUCAUGCAUUGUUCUGUACAUAGUAUUGCAUCAUGAUACCUGGCUGCGGCGGUAUCAAUCGAGAAGUCAGCCUUAAUAGGGCAAUCAUUACCCAACGUCCAGUUGCCUUACGUGUAUAUGCAAAGACGCAUAGCUCUUAAGUAUUGUGAACCUAAU
Molecule: messenger RNA, 2660 nt
Organism: Boeremia exigua
Lineage: Eukaryota; Fungi; Ascomycota; Dothideomycetes; Pleosporales; Didymellaceae
Product: exosome complex exonuclease-like protein Rrp6
Exons: 2
Coding region: 83-2458 (791 amino acids)
Biological process (GO): nuclear polyadenylation-dependent snoRNA catabolic process; poly(A)-dependent snoRNA 3'-end processing; nuclear polyadenylation-dependent snRNA catabolic process
Cellular component (GO): nucleolus; nuclear exosome (RNase complex)
Molecular function (GO): nucleotide binding; 3'-5'-RNA exonuclease activity; nucleic acid binding
Source: RefSeq, a predicted model, not a curated record